AUGGGUGUUCCCGGAUUCAGUGAGAAAUCUUCUAGAAUGGAAAGUCAAGGGGCUAAGGAAGAAGAUAAGAGCAUUAUGGAGAUUGUCUUCGAUUUGUCUUUUUGGGUGUAUUUGGAGUUUGGUUUAUCUGAAAGGCAGGCUGAAGCUAUAUUGGACAUAAGCCUAAGAAGGAUCACACGUCUGGAGAGAGAAAAGUUUGUAACUGAAAGUAAAUCCUUGAUGGAACAAAUUUCGAAGUUACAGGAACUAUUGUCAAGCAGGAAACAGAUAUUACAGCUAAUCGAACAAGAAGCAAUUGAGCUGAAGAACAGGUUUUCCACUCCGAGGCGUUCAAUGUUGGAGGACACUGAUAGUGGUCAACUUGAAGAUGUGGAUGUUAUACCAAAUGAAGAAAUGCUACUGGCUGUUAGCGAAAAAGGUUAUGUCAAGCGGAUGAAACCUAAUACCUUCAAUCUCCAAAAUCGUGGAACAAUUGGUAAAUCUGUUGGGAAAUUGAGAGUGAAUGAUGCAAUGUCAGACUUCAUUGUUUGUCAUGCACAUGACUAUGUCCUGUAUUUCAGUGAUAGGGGAAUAGUGUACUCAGCUCGUGCAUAUAAAAUUCCAGAAUGCACCCGAACUGCUGCAGGCACACCACUGGUUCAGAUCUUAUGUUUAUCUGAUGGUGAGAGAAUAACUUCCAUAAUUCCUGUGAGUGAGUUUGCUGAAGAUCAGUUUCUACUGAUGCUUACAAUGAAUGGAUACAUCAAGAAAGUAUCAUUGAAUUUUUUCUCCUCAAUCCGAUCAACAGGAAUCAUAGCAAUUCAAUUGGUUCCUGGUGAUGAGCUCAAAUGGGUCCGUUGUUGUACCAAUGAUGACCUUGUGGCCAUGGCUUCACAGAAUGGAAUGGUUAUUUUGAGCUCCUGUGAGAUUAUUCGAGCUCUAGGAAGAAAUACUAGGGGGUCCAUUGCCAUGAGAUUGAAACAAGGGGAUAAGAUGGCAAGCAUGGACAUAAUACCAGCAGCAAUUCGGAAAGACUUGGAGAAGGCAUUAGAAGACCGCCAGAGCCGUGCUAGGAACCUCAAUGGUCCAUGGUUACUGUUUGUGUCUGAGAGCGGUCUGGGAAAGCGGGUUCCUCUGAGUAGAUUUCGCUUGUCACCUUUGAAUAGAGUUGGUUUAAUAGGUUACAAGUUUUCCGCAGAAGAUCACUUGGCAGCAGUGUUUGUGGUUGGGUUUUCACUGACAGAAGAUGGUGAAAGUGAUGAACAAGUAGUUCUAGUGAGCCAAAGUGGGACCAUUAAUAGAAUUAAAGUUCGGGAUAUUUCUAUACAGUCACGGUUUGCAAGGGGAGUAAUUCUAAUGCGGCUGGAGUAUGCUGGAAAGAUUCAGUCAGCUUCAUUAAUGUCAGCAACAGAAACAGAGACUGAUGACGAAGAAGCUGUUGCUGUUACACAGUAAAAGAGUUCUUGCCAUUUUGAGAUGCCAAGACUCGUAGCAAUCAACACACGCUACAGCAACACACCUUACGUUAGGAGUGAUCAGUUUUGUUGAUGACACUAAACUCACAUAUGAAGAUAUGUUACAACAGUGUAAAGAAAGAACCAAGAGGAAGUAUUUGCUGUAACUAUGCUUGUAACUUUUUUGUUGCUCCAAUCAAGAUUUGCAACACUAGAACUUUAUCCCUAAGUAAAUUAUUUUUAAUUCCACCAUUUGGCUUGAUUUAGAGCUAUAACUUAAAUCAUAGAACAUCCUCUCUUUGUUUACUA
Molecule: messenger RNA, 1742 nt
Organism: Vitis riparia (riverbank grape)
Lineage: Eukaryota; Viridiplantae; Streptophyta; Magnoliopsida; Vitales; Vitaceae
Product: DNA gyrase subunit A, chloroplastic/mitochondrial-like
Exons: 13
Coding region: 1-1434 (477 amino acids)
Biological process (GO): DNA topological change
Cellular component (GO): DNA topoisomerase type II (double strand cut, ATP-hydrolyzing) complex; cytoplasm
Molecular function (GO): DNA binding; ATP binding; DNA topoisomerase type II (double strand cut, ATP-hydrolyzing) activity
Source: RefSeq, a predicted model, not a curated record